Molecule: messenger RNA, 3722 nt
Organism: Carlito syrichta (Philippine tarsier)
Lineage: Eukaryota; Metazoa; Chordata; Mammalia; Primates; Tarsiidae
Gene: ITGB8
Product: integrin subunit beta 8
Exons: 14
Coding region: 656-2962 (768 amino acids)
Biological process (GO): cell migration; integrin-mediated signaling pathway; cell adhesion mediated by integrin
Cellular component (GO): focal adhesion; integrin complex; cell surface
Molecular function (GO): integrin binding
Source: RefSeq, a predicted model, not a curated record
GGGGCCGCCUCCCCCUGCCGCUGGCACCCCGAGCUUCCUCCCUCGCCAGCCACGACGCCGCCGACUUGUCGUUGCGCGCUGCUCCGCAGAGGAGGCUGCCAAGCUGCAACUAAGUGGAGUUGGCCUCCCUGCCCACCUGUGGAAGGAGCUCGCGCUGAUUGAUGCGCCAUCGGCUUUUUCCCCUUCGGCCUCGCCGGCGUCCCCUCCCACAGAUGCGGCAUCACCCGCUGAAUGUACAUUAGGGUGGUUUUCCCCCCAGCUUCGGGCUUUGUUUGGGUUUGAUUGUGUUUGGCUCUUCGCUAAGCUGAUUUAUGCAGCAGAAGCCCCACCGGCUGGAGAGAAACAAAAGCUCUUUUCUUUGUCCCGGAGCCGGCUGCGGAGCCCUCGCUCCCGUCGCCGUCGAAGGAGGUGCCUCCAGCGUAGCCCGCGGGACCCGCCGCGCCAAGCUGGGAGGGCCACGGGGGCCCUGAGAUGCCGAGCGGGGCCCGGGCCCGCGUACCUGCACCGCUCGCUCCGAACCGCGGGGUCUGCCUGCCGGGCCUGCGGGAAACGUCCUAGCGACCCUCGGCCCGCGGGCCCCGAGGUGCGCCCGGGAGGCGCGAGUGCGCGUCCGGAGAGCAGCCAGGCGGCGGGCGCGGGGCGGGCGCUGUGCAGUAUGUGCGGCUCGGCCCUGGCUUCUUUUACCGCUGCAUUUGUCUGCCUGCAGAGCCGUCGGCGAAGUCCUGCCACCUUCCUCCGGGCGGCCUGGGUGUGCUCACUUGUCUUUGGACUGGGCCAAGGUGAAGACAAUAGAUGCACAUCUUCAAAUGCAGCAUCGUGUGCCAGGUGCCUUGCACUGGGUCCAGAAUGUGGAUGGUGUGUUCAAGAGGAUUUCAUUUCAGGUGGAUCAAGAAGUGAACGUUGUGAUAUUGUUUCCAAUUUAAUAAGCAAAGGCUGCUCAGUUGAUUCGAUAGAAUAUCCGUCUGUGCGUGUAGUUAUACCAAGUGAAAAUGAAACUAAUACCCAGGUGACACCAGGAGAAGUGUCGAUACAGCUGCGUCCAGGAGCUGAAGCUAAUUUUAUAUUGAAAAUUCAUCCUCUGAAGAAAUAUCCUGUAGAUCUUUAUUAUCUGGUUGAUGUCUCAGCAUCAAUGCACAAUAAUAUAGAAAAAUUAAAUUCCGUUGGAAAUGAUUUAUCUAGAAAAAUGGCAUUUUUCUCCCGUGACUUCCGCCUUGGAUUCGGCUCAUAUGUUGAUAAAACCGUUUCACCAUAUAUUAGCAUCCACCCUGAGAGGAUUCAUAAUCAAUGCAGUGACUACAAUUUAGACUGUAUGCCUCCUCAUGGGUACAUUCACGUGCUGUCUUUGACGGAAAACAUCACUGAGUUUGAAAAAGCAGUUCACAGACAGAAGAUCUCUGGAAACAUUGAUACACCAGAAGGAGGUUUUGAUGCCAUGCUUCAGGCAGCUGUCUGUGAGAGUCAUAUUGGAUGGCGAAAAGAAGCUAAAAGACUGCUGCUGGUGAUGACAGAUCAGACAUCUCAUCUUGCUCUUGAUAGCAAAUUGGCAGGCAUUGUGGUUCCCAAUGACGGAAACUGCCAUCUGAAAAACAAUGUCUACGUCAAAUCAACAACCAUGGAACAUCCCUCGCUAGGCCAACUUUCAGAGAAACUAAUAGACAACAACAUUAAUGUCAUUUUUGCAGUUCAAGGAAAGCAAUUUCAUUGGUACAAGGACCUUCUACCCCUCUUGCCAGGCACCAUUGCUGGUGAAAUAGAAUCAAAGGCUGCAAACCUCAAUAAUUUGGUAGUAGAAGCCUAUCAGAAACUCAUUUCAGAAGUGAAAGUUCAGGUGGAAAACCACGUGCAAGGCAUCUAUUUCAAUAUUACCGCCAUCUGUCCAGAUGGAUCCAGAAAGCCAGGCAUGGACGGAUGCAAAAAUGUGACCAGCAAUGAUGAAGUUCUUUUCAAUGUAACAGUUAAAAUGAAAAAAUGUGAGCUCACAAGAGGAAAAAACUAUGCAAUAAUCAAACCUAUUGGUUUCAAUGAAACCACUAAAAUUCACAUACACAGAAACUGCAGCUGUCAGUGUGAGGACAACAGAGGACCUAAAGGGAAGUGUGUAGAUGACACUUUUCUAGAUUCCAAGUGCUUCCAAUGUGAUGAGAAUAAAUGUCAUUUUGAUGAAGAUCAAUUUUCUCCUGAGAACUGCAAGCCACACAAGGAUCAACCUGUUUGCAGUGGUCGAGGUGUUUGCAUUUGUGGAAAAUGUUUAUGUCACAAAAUUAAGCUUGGAAAAGUAUAUGGAAAAUAUUGUGAAAAGGAUGACUUUUCUUGUCCAUAUCACCAUGGAAAUCUGUGUGCUGGGCAUGGAGAGUGUGAAACCGGCAGAUGCCGGUGCUUCAGUGGCUGGGAAGGGGAUCGGUGCCAGUGCCCGUCAGCAUCGGCCCAGCACUGUGUCAAUUCAAAGGGCCAGGUGUGCAGCGGAAGAGGCACGUGUGUGUGUGGCAGGUGUGAGUGCACCGAUCCCAGGAGCAUUGGCCGCUUCUGUGAACACUGUCCCACCUGUCAUACAGCCUGCAAGGAAAACUGGAAUUGUGUGCAAUGCCUUCACCCUCACAAUUUGUCUCAAGCUCUACUUGAUCAGUGUAAAACCUCAUGUACAUUCCUGGAACAGCAUUAUGUUGACCAAACAUCAGAAUGUUUCUCCAGCCCAAGUUAUUUGAGAAUAUUUUUCAUCAUAUUUAUAGUUACAUUCUUGAUCGGGUUGCUUAAAGUCCUUAUCAUUAGACAGGUGAUAUUGCAAUGGAAUAGUAAUAAAAUUAAGUCCUCAUCAGAUUACAGAGUGUCAACCUCCAAAAAGGACAAGUUGAUUCUGCAAAGUGUUUGCCCAAGAGCAGUAACCUACCGGCGUGAGAAACCUGAAGAAAUCAAAAUGGAUAUCAGUAAAUUAAAUGCUCAUGAAACAUUCAGGUGCAACUUCUAAAAAAGAUUUUAAAACACUUUAUGGGAAACUGGAUUUUAAAUAACUGCUCCUAAAAAUUAUAAUUUUAAAAGUCACAAGAGGAGACAAGUGACUCAAGAUCAUGCCAGUUGCUGGUUGUACAUGCAAUCAAAGACUGACACGCAUCCUCAUCAUCAUGUGACUCUCAUAGCUGCUGAUGUUUUCAGAGAAAAAUGUGUCUUACUACUGUUUGAGACUAGUGUCAUUGUAGCACUUUACUGUAAUAUAUAACUUAUUUAGAUCAGCAUAGAAUGUAGUUCAUCUGAAGAGCACUGAUUACACUUUACAGGUACCUGCCAUUCCUUUGCUUCCCAGAGAGAGACAUGCUGUGAGACAGUUUAGAAUUGUGUCACUACAAGGGUACAGUAAUCCCUAUACCAAAUGUGUGGAUGAAAAAACAAUCAUUCGGCAGUUAAUGCUCAUGCUGCCAAACACUCCAACAAUUGGCAGUGAAGAAACAAGAAAAGCUAGAUGGAUAAAUGGUUUUUCAAUUGGUCGAGAGGUGAACAGACAGAACCUUAAUCUUAAGGGAUACUGCUUUUGAAACUGUAUAGUUUUGUGCAUGUAUGUUUCUUCUUUUUACAAGAUGAAUACUAAUUCCAGCAUUCUCUCCUCUUUUCCUUUAUGUUUUGUUUUUCUUCCUUACAGGAUAAGUUUAUAUAUGUCACAGAUGACUGGAUUAAAUAAGUGCUAAGUUACUACUGCCAUGAAAACCUGAUAAUAUAAUGUCACUUUAUUAGAA